This is a messenger RNA of Ophidiomyces ophidiicola, 765 nucleotides long. RefSeq lists its product as uncharacterized. Gene Ontology annotation, cellular component: mitochondrion. Lineage: Eukaryota; Fungi; Ascomycota; Eurotiomycetes; Onygenales; Onygenaceae. The transcript has a single exon. Gene Ontology annotation, biological process: [2Fe-2S] cluster assembly; protein complex oligomerization. The coding region runs from base 1 to 765 and encodes 254 amino acids. Gene Ontology annotation, molecular function: protein-folding chaperone binding; ATPase activator activity. The record is from RefSeq and is a predicted model, not a curated record.
AUGCCUAUGAAGCUACACUACUCCCUCACGGCAGCACGUCGUUUUACUCAGCCUGACCGUCUACUAAGCUUACCCAGUGCAGCAAACCGCGCCUGUCUUGCCUGUCAACGGCGGUGGGCCUUAAACAACAGGGGCCACCCGGUAUCGACUUCGUCAAGUGCAGAAUCGCCGUCACGAGAAGCAUCGUCCAGUCUUACCCGCCAGGCACCCGAUAUUUCCAACCAUUACACUAUCUUCCCACGAACACUUCCCCAAGGUCUUCCGCCAGCAGGUCCCUUUAACAUCCCCGUACCGGAUCUCCGCCGUGAAUUUCUGGCAUUACAGGGCGUCGUGCAUCCUGAUAAGUAUCCUACUGGACGUGAUAAGCAGCGCGCUGAAGCGUUGUCUGCUCGAAUAAACGAUGCAUAUCGCACGCUGUCUGACCCUCUAGCUCGGGCGCAGUAUCUACUCGCAUACCAGCAUGGCAUAGAUGUGACGUCGGAGGACGGGGCAAAGGAACAUCCCCAGGAUCCGGAGACUUUGAUGCAGGUUCUGGAGGUACAGGAAGCGAUUGAGGAGGCCGAGGAUGAGACGACGGUUCUGGCGCUGAAAACUGAGAAUGAAGGCCGGAUCGACGACACGGUGCGAGUACUGGGGCGGGCGAUUGAUGAGGGGAGUAUUGACGAGGCUGUGAAGGAGUGCGUACGGCUGCGGUUCUGGUACAGCAUCCGCGACGUGCUACGGGAGUGGGCGCCGGGUAAGACAGAUGUACGAUUAAUUCACUAA